This is a messenger RNA of Plasmodium cynomolgi strain B, 6965 nucleotides long. RefSeq names its product protein kinase. Gene Ontology annotation, molecular function: protein kinase activity; ATP binding. The annotation marks the transcript as partial. The transcript has a single exon. Gene Ontology annotation, biological process: protein phosphorylation. Lineage: Eukaryota; Apicomplexa; Aconoidasida; Haemosporida; Plasmodiidae. The record is from RefSeq and is a predicted model, not a curated record.
GUAAAAACAGGACCAUUUUGAAAAGGAUGUUGAGGGAAGAAGCAGACAGUGAGUCUUUUAAAGGGGGAAUCCUCAAUAGAGAAAUGGGGAACACGUACGAAAACAUAAUUGUAAGUAAAAACGGUCAUGUGGACCCCCCGAGCGAUCAUCCUACUAAGCGUGAAUCAUACCAUUUCGAUACAGCCCAAGAGAAGCAUCCAUCUGGGGGGGGAAAAAAGAAUGCAAAUUUUAUUAUGUGUAAAAAGGACGAAGAGGUUACCGCCCUGUUUAGCAAUCAAAAAAGGCACCAACCCACUAACAUUGAAACGGUGCCGAAGGAAAAUGAUAUAGUAAUUGUAAAAGAUGAGCAGUUAAACAACCGUAUGAAUAUUUUUCCCUGGAAUAACAAUUUGGAAAAUAAAAAUAUCCUAUUUCCGUAUGAACAGAAGGGACACAUAAGCAGCAACCAAAUUAAUCUAACAAAAUAUGAAAGUGAUAAAUAUUUUUAUGGCCAGUACAAAUAUGACGAGACGAUAUUUAUCUAUGACUUGAUAGUCCUUGACACCUCUGGAUUUUUAUACAAAGUUGCCACUGAUGGGACAUACUACUGGAAACAUAAGGUAGUGAAAAAUAUCCAGGACCACAUAAACUUUGAUCAGGACAAAAAGGGGAGGAAUUCAUACAAGUCGAUUAGGAAUGAAUCGAGGUAUGAUCUCCCGUUUAAAGAUAUCCUAGCAAAAAAUAAACUCAACACAAAUGAUAAUUUAAAACGGAGAGCAAUGAAGAAGCUACAUUACAACAAUUUUUUCGAUCUGAGAAAAAUAAGUGUAUCCCAAAAUGACGAAUUUAAAGAGGACGAGAAAGUUAUGCAAGAUGGCACCAAACGCAGUGGGAAGAAAAAAAAUUACCAUGAUGAAAAAUUGAAGAGAAAUAAAAAUAUAACAAAAAGAUUGCUUUCAAAUCAUAGCGGAGAUUUAUUUUACAUUAAUGAGAAUAAUGAAGCCAUGCCACUAAAUAUUAACAUCAAAGAUGUCGUCAACAAUUCGCCCUUCAAAUCGCCGCUUUUUCCUAAUAUCGUGUUUAUGGGUUCCAGACACUCCAGCAUCGUUAACUUGGAUUAUGACACAGGGGAGGUCAUAAAAAAAUACGACGAAAGUUUGGAAGAUAUGCUGGUAAAAAAAGAAAAGAAAACGCUACCCAACAGGAACAGGGAGUUUGUAAAGAGCAGCUCCACCAGAAGGCAAGGCGAAUUACUGCAAAAUGAGCAUAUGGCGGAAGGGGAUGAUGUGCACGGACCCGCCAAUGGGAGAGGCGAACCUGGGGAGGAAGGCCCACGGGGGGAGGCGCAACCGGGGCGUACUCACGCGGAUGAUGAUUAUGAUGGCGAUCAGGACGAUGAUCAUGAUGAUGAGCAUGAUGAUGAGCAUGAUGAUGAGCAUGAUGAUGAGCAUGAUGAUGAGCAUGAUGAUGAGAAUGAUGAUGAGCAUGAUGACGACCACGAUGAUAAUCACGAUGGCGACCCUGGCUACGCCGAACAGAGAGCAAGCGGUGAGGAAGGCCUCCCGAGCGAAUAUCAAAAUAAUACCAUAAAGGACGAAGCAGGAGUACGAACGGAACAUCAUAAUAAUAGCAUCAUCAACGUUAGCCAUGUGGGCAAAAUCACUAAGCCAUUUUUGGGUCAUGAAGAAGGCAGCGCACUGUUGCACUCGGCCGAUACACUAAAUGAAUACUUCGAGGAAAACGAGUUUUACAGAUACACAUCAAAAAGUAAAUAUAGCGUUGUUGACAAGUAUGAUGAGAAAAAAAUCGGCGAAAAGGGGAAAUACACAUUGAAGGUUAUGCGAAGCAAUAUACGGGAAAGGAAAAAGGUUCUAAUCAAAAAGCUCCUCAUGAGUUUGAACAGAACCAGUUCGCUAAGUAGAUACCCGCAUAGUAGUAACCUUCUGGAUAUUACAAGAAUGAGAAAGAGGAGAAGAAAAAAAAAAAAAAAAAAAAAAAGAAGACGAAGAAGAAAGACGGAAAAGAGACAACUACAAAUAAGCAUAGUUAAGUGGAUUAUAAAAGCUGUAGAUGAAAAAUCACUGAAACAAAAAUGGAUAACAACUUGGGUCGACGUUGGAUCUAUUUUCAUAACGGACAGUCACAAGCAAGAUUCGACGUUCAUCAAUUCGCUUAUCGAAAUUGUGGGGAACAAGCUGAUACUACGUCCGCUGGAAAUGGAAAAAAUGAGCAAGGCGUACAGCGUUGCGAAGAACGUACAUAGUGAGAUCGAGGAGGGCGUGGGCUUCCUGCAGAGGAAUGGUGACGAGGGGGUGGAGAGCACUGUGCCGAUUGAUGAGAUGGUCGAUGAGAUUCCCCAUCACAGACCAGAUGAACCAAUCGAUCGCCGAAGCAGAGUGCGGAAGAGAAUGAACCAAGAGGGUUCAAAUGUAAAGUCUAAAAUUUUUAUUUUCUCCGAGGCAGUGUCCUCCGUUUUUGCGCUCAGGUAUAAGCGUGCAUCGAACAUUUUCACCCUAGACGUGAUAAUGAAGCAGAAUAGCAAAAUGUUUCCGGGUUAUGAUAAUGUAAAGGGCUUCAGCUACAAUGCCUUAAAUUUUAAGAAGGAAAACACGCUCUUUCUACCGUUUUCGUCUAGCGAUUUUGCAAAGAACAAUGAUGAGAAAACCCUUUGCAAUUUUGAUGAAAACAUAAAUUAUGGGAAGAAAUUAUUGCACAGAUUGAAUAACAUAUCGGUCAGCAUAACUUCCAUCGAAAAGGACAUACGGUACCUUUUGUCCAACAUAAUUUUUGUGUAUGAUAGGAAUAAAAAGAUACCUAUAAAUUAUAUAUACAAGAUGAAGGGGCUGAUACGCGAGUAUCAGAAGACGAAGGAGCAGUUUUUGUUUUAUUUGCCCGGCGUGGAUAGUAGGAGGCACCUGAGUUACUCGCAUCACAGCGACGGACAUGGGGGAAGCUACAUCGAUGAGCAUAGCGGCGGUCAUAGCGGUUAUGGCGGCCAUUACGGUAGCAUUUUUGGAGGCAGUUUCAGCGGCGGUCUUAGCGGGCGCCUCGGUGGAAGCCUUGGGACUGGUCGCGGAUGGGGGGGGCAACCCAUCCACAUUUGUGAAUACAUAAAUAAAUUUAUUGACAUGUAUUUUGAAGAAAACGAAAUAUGCUUCGACUACUGUUCCAUGCUGAACAUAUGGGACAAGAUAUUUAACAACUACAUCAGUCAGGACGACUGCUUGUUAUUGUCAAACCUGUACAGAGUCAUACAGAACGCAUUCGCUUUUAACCACCGAGAUUUUAACCUCCCAAAUGAUGAUGUAGACCACGUGAUAUCAGAUAAUGCAAAUUUUCUAGUAAAAAGGAGAAAAAAAAACUUUGCCUAUUCACGAAACCAAGAGCUGAAAGAAGUCUCAACGUUGAAGUACAAGAAGGGGUGGUACUGGAACAUGUUCUAUGCCGUUAUGCUAAUAUUUGUAGUUCCCUUUGUGUUCAUCUACAGAAUGUUUAGGAAAAAAAACAAUAACACUAGCAGCAGUAAGGUAAUUAUGAAAAAGAAAAAGUUGAAAGAUUAUGAUGACUAUGCGAGGGAUGAGGAUCUGCUAAAGUUAAGAUAUCGCCUUCUACAUGACGAGCGUGUAAGGCUGAAAAAUUCCGUAGGGAAAAAUAGCUACGACGAUUUAACCCCAAUCGAAUUAAACAUUAACAUGAAAAGGGAGAUAGCGAGUAAGUUGAAAGAGCUGGAACAGCAGCCAACCCUAAUUGACAUUCUAGCGAAACAUGCUAGAGACUCCGAUAGUGAUAGCAAAUUUUAUGAUAUCAAUGAAGGGAAGUAUAACUUAUAUUCGCAGAGCUACUGGGGUGGAUCUUCAAAAUAUAGCUUGCCCAACAUGUCCAACAUGAAUGUGAGCAGAACAAAAUCGAAGGAAACCAUAAAAUCAGAUAUCGUCGGAACGAAUAUGUUUUAUAUGUAUAGAAGAAGAGCUGCCUCGCAAGACGUUACUGAUAAACAGUCCUUCAUAGUAAAAAAAAGGAUUAGAAGCAGCUACAAGUUAGGGAACAAGUAUCACAAAAAGAACUACACCGAUAAUGAGAAAGACAGAAAACAUAACCACUUGAAGGAAAAACACAUAAACGAAAAAGAUUUCGAUAAAAGUGAUUUUAUAAAUUUCCUUACGAACUUUAAUAAAAAAUUUAUGAAAAAGAAUUCUCUAGUAGACCAUCUUCUCAAAAUGAACAGAACAGCAGUUGUGGGCUCCAAAACGGACGAGCAUACCUACAGUAACAGCAGUAAGGAGUAUCUCACACAUUCGGACCAUUCCAACAAGGAUGAAAAUAGCCAAGCUGAACAUAUGAACAGUUCAGGGAAAAAACUCGCAGGGAGGAAACAUCUCAAUGAAGAAAAUAAAAAAACUGAGGAGAAAAAAAAUAAAAGCAAAUACGCCAAGCAUGCCGAUAAUGGCAAUGGCUAUCUUGUCAACACCCAUAAGCAGAGCACCCCGAUGAAGAGCAAACUGGACAACCUUGCAAAUAAUGAAAUCAUAAAUAAUAAAAAUCCCAGUGUACGAAAUUUAUCAAUAAUUCAAAGAUCGCACAUUCCGUAUGAUGCUCCACUGGCGGAUUUUUUAGAAAAUGGAAGAUUUAUGAGAACAUUCGAAAAUAUUUCUCUUAUUGGUCAGGGUGGAUUUGGCUCCGUGUACAAAGUAUCGCAUCGUCUCGAACCAGGGUCUCCAACCUAUGCUGUAAAAUUUAUUUACUUAAAAGUGAGUUCGUUGGAUAAUGUGAGUUCCAGAAGAUACUUUCGCGAAAUUGCAGCUAAUAGAGAUAUCUACAGUAAGCAUGUUGUCCGGUACUACACCUGGUGGUGUGAAGAACCGCAGUUUCUUCCCAUGCAUGUGAUGCCCAAGGAAAUACAAAACUUAGUUAAGAAGAACAAAGAUUCUUUUAAAAAAAUGUACAGUAAAAAUAAAAAAAGCGAUAGUCUUCUUAGCUACGAAAAGUUAUCAUCUUGGGAAAAGAAAAAAAGCGAUUUAAAAAAUUUUAAAAAGGUUAUUAAGAAGAAGAAUGAACGGAGCUUAACAUUUUACAGUGAUAAUGAUGGAAUGAAUUCCAAAAGAAAUGAAAACAGGAAUAGAAAAAGAUUUCUAAGCGACAAAAACUUUUCUGAUAAUGUCUACACCAAUGCCAAUGCUAAGAAGAAGAAAAAGAAGAAAAAGGAGAAGAAAAAAAUUAUAUACAGAGAAAAACAAAAUGAGGAUCGGAAGGGACGAAAUGAGAGGCAUUCCACUGCGCAGGACAAGUUCAACCCUGCCUCCUUUAACUCAAGUUUUCAAGAGUACGAUCCGUUUGGCUGUGGCUAUCUAAGUGAGGAAGAUAGAGACUUGGUAGUUUUUGCAGACAAUGACGAACCGAGCGUACACAAUGAGGAGGUAGCCCCCAAUGGGAAGACGGCUCAGCCUAGCACGCGCACCAAUGACGCGCUGAACAAUAAUGAUGCACCGUCCGGCAAGCGUCAAGUGGGUGUACUUCCAAGCGCUCAGGGCGACGAAGAAGAGACAGCAAAACAUGAGCAGUCGGAACCAUCGAAACGUGCGGAGAGCAACCAGCAAAGCAGAAACGGUUACGACGCAUCGGACAAAGAUCCACAGACACCAGGAGAAGAAGCACAUCGAACCAAGAGCCCCAAAAUAGAGAACAUAUUGACAACCAGCGAGAAGAAAAAAUAUACUGAAGCGGAAAACGGCAUGAAGAAAAGGAAAAACUGCAAGGAAGAGGAGCCCCUUGCUAGGAACGAACCAUUCCAGCACACCCCGAAAAAAGAAAAUAUUAAUAAUAAAAAUAAGGAAAAAAUAAAAAAUGAAGAAAAGGAAGAAAAGGAGGAAAAGGAAAAAAACGAAAAGAAUGAAAAAAAUGAAGAAUUAGCUAAUAAAGAAAAUGCCGAUAAAAUAAAAUGUUAUAAGAAAAAAAUCGUGGCGCCAGAAUUUUCCAUUGUACUGCUACUACAAAUGGAGCUCUGCAAGGGCUACACACUACGUAAGUGGCUAGAUAGAUCGACAAGAAGUGAUAAACCUUUGCAUUUUACCUACCGAGACAAAAAUAUGAAACACCCGCUAGAAUUUGAUUUGUUUAAGCAGCUAAUUAAAGGUUUGAAAGACAUCCAUUCUACGUGCUUUAUCCACAGAGACUUAAAACCAGAAAAUAUUUUUGUGGAUCCAGAUACGUAUACGUUAAAAAUUGGAGAUCUUGGACUAGUGCGAUUUAUUGAAGAAAAAAAAAGGGAAAAGGAUUUAAACAAUAUAGACAGUUUUAAGGAUAACAUUUACACGGAUGUUAACCAGAAUACCAUAACUAGCCAAAUUUCAUUGAAAGGACAAAUUAUAGGCACUCCAGGGUAUACCGCCCCAGAGGGAGGUGCCUUAUGUGAUGAAAAGGCAGACAUAUACAGCGCUGCGCUAAUAUUACUAGAGUUGCUGUGUCCAAGAUUUAAUACGAUAAUGGAAAGAUACAAACGAUUAAAUGACUUUAGGAAUUACUAUGCCGUUCCGGAUUAUGUCAAAAUUCAUUUAAAUCCAUGGUACAUUUUGAUGCUACAAAUGUCCAAGCCAAAUCCAGCGGAUAGACCUUCGGCUGCAGACUUGUAUAGCAAAAUUAAGGUGCUCUUGGAUCCUCAUUUAACCGACUUUGCCUUCAGUUUCAAUGAUAUUAACAAUGAUGACUCGGGUUAUUUUCCUUCGGGGGUGGGGCCGAUGUGCCGCAUCGCCGAUGGGGAUGGCAAGGAAGACAAGAAUGGAAGGGAUGGGGGGGAUGACAAGGACGAUAAUGGAAACAAUUUGAACGGUUACAAAACCAUUAGCAACGGUGCCGGCAGCACCAAAACAGACAAAAUUCUCUCAAAUAACAACGUUGACGAUAAAAGUUGUUUUAACAAAAACAGCGACAGUCGUAAUGGUACAACUAUUGAGAACAAGGGAAGUUCGGUAAAUGGAACGAGCCCCGAAUGA